GGCUGCAAAGUGGGGAGGCCGGUAACAGUCCCCUUCAAUGCCAAGGAUGCAGCAGGCCAAGGAAGCCAUGAAGGCAUCAGAUGGCAGCCUCCUGGGAGACCCUGGGCAGACACCUCUGAGCAAGAAGGAGGGCAUCAAGUGGCAGAAACCACGGCUCACCCGCCAGGCCCUGAUGCAGUGCUGCUUGGUCAAGUGGAUCCUGUCUAGUGCCGCUCCACAGGGCUCAGACAGCAGUGACAGUGAGCUGGAACUGUCCACAGUACGCCACCAACCAGAGGGCCUGGAGCAGCUUCAGGCACAGACCAAGUUCACCAAGAAGGAGCUGCAGUCGCUCUACCGGGGCUUCAAGAACGAGUGUCCCACGGGCCUGGUAGAUGAAGAUACCUUCAAACUCAUUUACUCGCAGUUCUUCCCUCAGGGAGAUGCCACCACCUACGCACACUUCCUCUUCAACGCCUUCGAUGCUGAUGGGAACGGGGCCAUCCACUUUGAGGACUUUGUGGUUGGACUGUCCAUCCUACUGCGAGGAACAGUCCACGAGAAGCUAAAAUGGGCCUUCAAUCUCUACGACAUUAACAAGGAUGGCUACAUCACCAAAGAGGAGAUGCUGGCCAUCAUGAAGUCCAUCUAUGACAUGAUGGGCCGCCACACCUACCCCAUCCUGCGAGAAGAUGCCCCCCUGGAGCACGUGGAGAGGUUUUUCCAGAAAAUGGACCGGAACCAUGAUGGGGUGGUGACUAUUGACGAGUUUCUGGAGACCUGUCAGAAGGAUGAGAACAUCAUGAGUUCCAUGCAACUGUUCGAGAAUGUCAUCUAAGACAUGUGGGAGGGGGACCCUGGGUGACCAUUGCCUCUCCACCCCCAAGAAACUUCAAUCCUGCCAGGAACAGCCUCCAUGAGAAACUUUUUUUCUAAUGUAUUUGCAAAAGUGAGCGGUUUGCUCCCAGGACAUACACCAUACACACACACACACACACACACACCAGGACAUACACCAUACACACACACACACACACACACACACACACACACAC
Messenger RNA from Castor canadensis (American beaver), 1034 nucleotides. It is a transcript of the gene Kcnip3, whose product is annotated as potassium voltage-gated channel interacting protein 3. Lineage: Eukaryota; Metazoa; Chordata; Mammalia; Rodentia; Castoridae. Gene Ontology annotation, biological process: regulation of potassium ion transmembrane transport; negative regulation of transcription by RNA polymerase II. Gene Ontology annotation, cellular component: voltage-gated potassium channel complex; nucleus. Gene Ontology annotation, molecular function: calcium ion binding; potassium channel regulator activity; DNA-binding transcription repressor activity, RNA polymerase II-specific. The record is from RefSeq and is a predicted model, not a curated record.